AUGGGAAGGGUUAAAGUAGGAUCGAUGAAACUGUCGCAGGUUAGACUCCUUAAGGUUUCUUCCCAGUUCUGUGGUCAGAGGAAAGACUGCCUAUUGUACCAGGUCACACCUGAAUUGGGAGCUUUCCUGUUCUCAUUGCAGUGUGUUGGAGUGUCAGAUCAUAAGUCUGGGAGAAAAAUAGCACAAUGUAGUCCUCAAGAGUCCUGUGCUGUGCUAACAUCUCUCACUGGGCCAUGUGUAGACGUUGCACCCCCAAGCCAAGGUCAGGAGAUGUGCAGCUUGUGGUGCCAGAGGACUGGACGAGGUGGGUGA
This is a messenger RNA of Podarcis lilfordi (Lilford's wall lizard), 312 nucleotides long. The record is from the annotation of a GenBank genome assembly. Lineage: Eukaryota; Metazoa; Chordata; Lepidosauria; Squamata; Lacertidae.